AAUUUAUAUUAUGAAACAUUAGUUUACAUUGUACAAUUAUUAAUUAAAAUAUAAUAAAAUUCAAUGGAAAACAGCGGUGAAAGUGGAGAAGACAGUGGUUCAAUAGGUACUACGGCAUUUCUCGCUAGUAGCAGUAUAGCUAGCUCGUACAUCAGUAUGCAAUCGGAUGACAUGGAAGAUGAUCCUGAAAAUACAGAUGAUUCAAAUCCUGGAAAUUGUGAUCCCUUACAAGGAGUUAAUAUGUCUUCCUCUAGUGGUCCAUUACGAGAACAGGACCGUUUCCUUCCCAUUGCCAAUGUUGCAAAAAUUAUGAAACGGGCUAUUCCAGAAGCUGGAAAAAUAGCAAAAGAUGCUAGAGAAUGUGUUCAAGAAUGUGUUUCUGAAUUUAUUUCUUUCAUUACAUCAGAAGCUAGUGAUCGUUGUCAUAUGGAAAAAAGAAAAACUAUUAAUGGUGAAGAUAUUUUAUUUGCUAUGACAACUUUAGGAUUUGAUAAUUAUGUAGAGCCAUUGAAAAUGUACUUACAAAAAUACAGGGAAGCAACAAAAGGAGAUAAUCCUUCAUCAAACACUGGUAUUGUUUGCAAUAAUGAGGAUAGAAAAAAUGAAAAUUCUCAUUCAACUAUUUAUGAGGACCAAAUUUUUACUAUAGCUACUCCAAAUGAUGUUACAUCAUCAGAAACACCAAUUAUAUAUAGUUAUUCUACUUCAGAUCAAAUGCAAUUUCAUUUAUCAUAAAUUUCAUGUAGUUCUUUUAGUUGUUUUGCACCUAUUGUCAACAUGGAAAGAAAUUCCCCCUAUUAUUAAAUAAUGGUGUUUCAUCGCUAUGUAUAUAUGAUUAUUAGA
Messenger RNA from Ceratosolen solmsi marchali, 843 nucleotides. RefSeq names its product nuclear factor Y-box B (gene Nf-YB). The transcript has 2 exons. Lineage: Eukaryota; Metazoa; Arthropoda; Insecta; Hymenoptera; Agaonidae. Gene Ontology annotation, cellular component: nucleus; CCAAT-binding factor complex. Gene Ontology annotation, biological process: regulation of transcription by RNA polymerase II. Gene Ontology annotation, molecular function: DNA-binding transcription activator activity, RNA polymerase II-specific; RNA polymerase II cis-regulatory region sequence-specific DNA binding; protein heterodimerization activity. Bases 64 to 735 code for a protein of 223 amino acids. The record is from RefSeq and is a predicted model, not a curated record.